This is a messenger RNA of Tilletiaria anomala UBC 951, 1458 nucleotides long. RefSeq lists its product as uncharacterized. Gene Ontology annotation, biological process: positive regulation of ribosomal protein gene transcription by RNA polymerase II. The transcript has a single exon. Gene Ontology annotation, molecular function: DNA-binding transcription factor activity, RNA polymerase II-specific; RNA polymerase II cis-regulatory region sequence-specific DNA binding. Bases 1 to 1458 code for a protein of 485 amino acids. Lineage: Eukaryota; Fungi; Basidiomycota; Exobasidiomycetes; Georgefischeriales; Tilletiariaceae. The record is from RefSeq and is a predicted model, not a curated record.
AUGGCUGAUCAAGCAGCAGCUGCGUUGCUGAAACUUUUCUCUAACCUACCUGAUGCAUCAAGUCGGCUUCGCGAACUCCAGCACGGGCUUCGGCAGCAUCGAGGACUCGCUUCUCAUGGUUCCUCGUCAUCCCCCACACCGCCGAGCAACAAUGGCGAGGCUAGGUUGGCAUGUCUGGAGGAUCGCAUGGACGCGCUAGAGAGGCAGAUGAGCCAGCUGCAGCAAACAUGUGCUGAGGUUAUUCAAGCCUUGGCCGUCGUUGACGAAGAUGGGGAUGAGGAAGAUCAGGAAAACGAAGACGAGGAUGAAGCCGGAGACGAUCGAGAGGAAGAGCAGGAGUCCGAUACCGAUUCUCUUGCCAAAGCUGCUGCACAUGGCCCUGGAGCUGAAUAUUCGGAUCCGGACUCUCUUUCUGCUUCGCAACCGUUCACAAAUCUGCUCGCACCGCUCUCACGAGAUCGCGUGGCAGCAGACAAAGCUCAAGAUGGCGCAGAUCGCCCAUGCGCGAGCGCCACGACGAUGGCCCUCACACGGGACUCUGCUCCUCAGACGCUGGUGAACGCAUUCAAGACGUUCGUUGCGAAUCGGGCUGCGAGCAGCGCAGGUGCAGGUGCAGGAGCCGAGUCGCUGCCUGUAAACUUGCCACUCAUGCAACGCGGCGACCAACUCAGCGAUGCGCAGCGACAGCUCAUGCUGGAAUUCCGACAAUACCUUGCUUCGAACCCAGUCAUGCUCCUCAGCCUCGCCGAAAACGUCGCCAGUGGGGCGAAUCGCAUCUCAGCGCGGCCACGAAACUCGGUCAAAACGAAAAGUCAAGCACCGAAACGAGCAGGACGACAGGCCACGAUACCAAUAGCUCGGCCUGAACAAUAUGUGGGGCUCGAACACUACGACGAGAAGGCUCUAUAUCCGAUAGAGGAAGCGGAUGAGCGCAUGGUUGAGCACUACGGCGCCUUGCAGUAUCCGCUCCCUAAUCCGCCGCGCAACUUUGUGCCUGGCGACCAGCUAACGUACACUCUCAGCCGUACAACGCAGAAUGUUGUCGACCUUUGGAAGGAGUGGCACUUCGGUCUCAGUCAAGAUCAACCGAGCGUCAUCUUCCUCGAAGCGGUUUUCAAGACGUCGUGGCGCUGGACGGUCAAUGCGCGGAAACAGUACAGCCAGCGAAAGGUUAUUAUUGACGAGGUGCAUGCGGUGAUGAAGGGCAAGGAAUGGAGCCUCGGCAACGCGCUGAGACAUCUGGAGCUCGCGCGCGCCAAGCAUUCCCUCUCAAUGUUUGCGGACGUGCUUAGGUGGCGAGCGCGACAAGGUAUACCACCUGGACAGCUUGCAGAUGAAGAUGGGGACGCCUUGUUCAGAUCAUAUAAUGCAAGUCAGACGAAGCGGCCGUCCAAAAAGAAGCGCAAGCACGGAGAGAUGGACACCGCCGAUGCCGGGGCAAAUGAGCAGACAGCGUGA